This is a messenger RNA of Hevea brasiliensis (rubber tree), 1122 nucleotides long. RefSeq names its product DNA oxidative demethylase ALKBH2-like. Bases 104 to 859 code for a protein of 251 amino acids. The record is from RefSeq and is a predicted model, not a curated record. Gene Ontology annotation, biological process: DNA repair. NCBI's taxonomy places the organism in Eukaryota, Viridiplantae, Streptophyta, Magnoliopsida, Malpighiales, Euphorbiaceae. The transcript is spliced from 4 exons.
AGUCGAGGAAGGUUGCUCCGUGAAAAAAAAUUUCUUGCUUUGAAAAGAUUCAUCUGAAUAGCGUUCGGCAUUUGUAAUUCCUUCUUUUUGUGCAGAAGAAGCAAUGAGCUUCAGGUUUAAGCCUGUCUCGCAGCCGAGCAACCCUGAAGUUAACGAGGGCGGUGAAAAGGAUAAACAAAUAAAAACUUUGGAUCUUGGAAAUGGAAGCCAAAUCCUUUACAUACCAAGGUUUUUAUCAUUUGACGACUCAUGGAAAUUCUUUGAUUACCUCAACUCUCACAUCCCUUGGACAAGACCGACCAUUCGUGUCUUUGGUCGCUCCUGUGUUCAGCCUAGAGACACGUGUUAUGUUGCAAGUCCAGGAUUGCCAGAAUUGAUUUACAGUGGCUAUAAACCGCAUGCCUACUCAUGGGAUGAUUAUCCUCCACUUAAGGACAUCUUGGAGGCUGUCCAUAAAGCACUUCCUGGGAGUAAAUUUAACAGCCUACUAUUGAAUAGGUAUAAAGGAGGCAAUGACAAUGUUGGUUGGCAUGCUGAUGAUGAGAAGCUUUAUGGUCCGACUCCAGAAGUUGCGUCUGUUUCCUUUGGAUGUGAACGAGAUUUCUUGUUGAAAAAGAGACCCAAUAAAUCAUCCCAACCCCAAGCAGAAAGAAGAUCUGAUGAUGAACCUGCUAGCAAGCGAUUAAAGAAGUGCUGCCAUGUUGAUCAGCAUUCUUUUAUGCUAAAACAUGGAUCACUAUUGGUGAUGAGAGGUUACACACAAAGAGAUUGGCUCCACUCAGUGCCUAAGCGUGCAAAAGUAGAGGCGACUAGAAUUAAUCUUACCUUUAGACACGUUCAUGGAGGGGUGCUGGGAUGAAAAUUUGGUUAUUUGUUGCCCUGGUAUUUAUCAUACCUACUUGGUUCUUGCUGAAAUUUCUGCUGAUGGGUAGUUGUAUUCUGCGACUUAGAAGAGAGAGAAUAUUCAUGAGUUGAUAUGAACAUGAGAAAUUUUGGGUUUGGUGUCUGUAAAAUGAAUUAAAAUAUACUGGCCAAUCCUUUGAUUGAGCAUCCAUUGUGGCCAUCUCAUACCCUGUAGGAAUACUUGAUGAAUAUUGAAACGUACAUGAUGAAGUUUGUUUU